AUGGACUAUGACCAAAAUUAUAGUAGCAGAUAUGAAAUUGCCUCCUGUGGAGCAGGCCUCAUAGAGCAGCUCCAUACCCCAAAGCCAUCUUGCCAUGAUAGGCCAGUGAGCACAUCUUACCUGGCAGUACCAGCGUGCGGCCAGGGGACGGAGGAUCCCGCGCACCCCCGCGGGCACGUCUUCGGCGCCAGCUGCCUGCUGCCCUGGGCGGCGCGGAGGCGCGGGUGCCCGCUGCAGUGCCAGCAGCCGGCGCCGGGCGAGCUGUCCCGGGCGCUCCCGCUGCAGAGCCUGGUCCAGCGGCUCGGUGCUGCGCGACUACAGCUCCCGGGGCUGCUGCCGCGCCGUGCGGUUGUGGGAGCUGGCGGCGCACGGCGAGCGCUGCGCCUCCCCCCCGGGCUGCUGUGGAGCCGGCCGGGAGGCCCGGUGGUCCGCGACCGAGGCCCGCCGGGGUGGGGACACGCGCGGCCGAGCGCCUCGGACCCGGGGCUCCGGUCGUGGCCUGCGGGCGGCGCGGGAAGACGCUGCUGGGGCAUCUCCGCCUGCUGCAGCGCGAGGUACCAGAAGUUGGCCCGGUUCAUGGCUCUCAUUCGCAACUUCGCGGGGGACCCUAGAAGCCGCCGCAGGGAUGGAGAACACAAGUCCAUCACUGUUGUAUUGAAAAGAGAAGAUGAUGCUUUGGGAUUCAAUAUUAUAGGAGGCCGACCACAUCAGAAUAAUCAGAAGCAAUCAGCAACUGAAGGAAUUUAUGUUUCAAAAAUUUUAGAAAAUGGACCUGCAGACAGAGCAGAUGGCCUGAAGAUUCAUGACAGAAUUAUUGAGGGUCUCUCUCUGAACUUGGAGUUCAUCAAUUCAGUUCUACUGGCUGACAAGCAAUCCCCAGGAAAUACUCUCACCUCUGCUUCCCAUUGAUGAUACAGAAGAAAAUGGGGUCACUUUUG
Messenger RNA from Nannospalax galili (Upper Galilee mountains blind mole rat), 938 nucleotides. Its product is annotated as PDZ domain-containing RING finger protein 4-like. Bases 1 to 909 code for a protein of 302 amino acids. Gene Ontology annotation, molecular function: protein binding. The transcript has 5 exons. NCBI's taxonomy places the organism in Eukaryota, Metazoa, Chordata, Mammalia, Rodentia, Spalacidae. The record is from RefSeq and is a predicted model, not a curated record.